GUAGAAACAAUAACACACCAACGACGCCCCAAAAUGAGAGCUUGCCUAUAAAUGUCAGUAAUUUCAGGAGAAAGAUCUAGGCAUCUUUGACAGACUGAGGAUAGAUGUAGCGCACUUUACGGUUGUUUUCCACUGCAGUCUGCAAACUUGUUUCAGGGGAUCUCUUUCAGAUCAGCAGAGAAAGCGAGUGUGAAGAUGCUGCCUUUGUGUCAGCCGUUACACACCAGCUAGUUAAACACAAACAGUCGAGACUUUUUCAGAGACGUCUCAGUCAUUUAAAGGUUUGAUUUGAUCUCCUGCACCCGGCUUAACGGGAGCUAGGAGGAAACCACGCGAGGACUGGCAUGUGGGUCAAUUCUGGAAGCGUCGGAAGGGCCCUCUCCAUGGAUAUAGACACAGAUUAUGAGCGACCCAAUGUGGAGACCAUAAAGUGUGUGGUGGUGGGGGAUAACGCGGUGGGCAAGACUCGGCUGAUCUGCGCCCGUGCUUGCAAUGCCACCCUUACUCAGUACCAGCUGCUUGCCACCCACGUGCCAACUGUCUGGGCCAUCGACCAAUACCGUGUGUGCCAGGAGGUACUGGAGAGGUCACGAGACGUGGUGGACGAGGUCAGUGUCUCUCUCAGGCUGUGGGACACAUUUGGAGAUCAUCACAAAGACAGACGCUUUGCUUAUGGCAGAUCAGAUGUGGUUGUGCUGUGCUUCUCUUUGGCCAAUCCGAACUCCCUGCGUCAUGUCCGCACGAUGUGGUUCCCUGAGAUUAAGCACUUCUGUCCCCGCACUCCGAUCAUCCUGGUGGGCUGCCAGCUGGACCUGCGCUAUGCUGAUCUGGACGCUGUUAACCGGGCUCGCCGGCCUCUGGCCAAACCCAUCAAACCUACAGAUAUCCUGCCCCCAGAACGAGGCCAUGAGGUCGCUAAGGAACUUGGCAUUCCAUACUAUGAAACAAGCAUUGUUGCUCAGUUCGGUGUAAAGGAUGUGUUUGACAAUGCUAUCCGUGCUGCUCUCAUCUCUCGACGCCACCUUCAGUUCUGGAAGUCCCAUUUAAAGAAGGUUCAGCGUCCCCUACUCCAGGCCCCCUUCCUCCCCCCCAGACCACCACGACCUGUGGUGGGCAUCCCCGAUCCUCCUCCCAUGGAUGGAGAAGGUCCGGACUCUCUUUUCUGCCAGCUGUUGUGUGCAGACGUCCUGUUCCUCCUCCAGGCCGGGGCCACUCGUGUCUUUGCCCACAAGAUGUACCUGGCCACUUCCUGCUCAAAGUUCUAUGACCUUUUCACUUUGGACCUUGGAGCGGCAGGGAUGGAGAAGGAUGAUGAGGAGAGCUCGGAGGGGAGUGAGGAAGAGGAGCAGACCCGAAGAGGAGCCAAAGAACAGGCUGGGCGUACCAAGAGCCUGGACAUUGAUAAGGAGGGUGAAGGUGGCACUAGGGGUUCAAAUAGGCUGCUCAUGUUGCAGCAGGGCUCACUGAGGACUUCACAGAGCGAUAACGCUCUGCCUGCCAGGGACCAGGGCUCAUUGGGACCCCUGGGAGCAGGCCGUGCUCUUUUGGGAUGGGGGCGUGGUUUCUUGGGGGUUUACCUGGAGAUGGUGGAUGACCCUGUGACAGGUCGGCCGAGACUCAUGACAGUAGUGUCCAUGGAUGAACUCAUUCAAAAAGGGCCUUUCCAGGCAGUGCUGCAGUACCUAUACACGGGUCACUUGGAUGAGAAACGUGGGGAUCUGAUGCAGGUUGCCACCAUUGCUGAGCUUCUUGAGGUCUUCGACCUGCGUAUGAUGGUGGCCAACGUGCUGAACCGUGAGAGCUUUAUGAACCAGGAGAUCACCAAAGCCUUCCAUGUGCGUCGUGCCAACCGCAUCAAAGAGUGCCUGAGCAAGGGUGCCUUUGCUGAUGUGGUGUUUCGAUUAGAUGACGGAUAUCUGCCAGCCCACAAGCCACUGCUCAUCUCAAGCUGUGAUUGGAUGGCAGCCAUGUUUCGUGGAUCCUUCAUGGAGAGCUAUAUUGAGGAGGUGUCAAUCCCCAACACCAGUUGUGCCUGCAUGAGAGCCGUUCUGGAGUUUCUCUACUGUGGUGUAUUGACACCAUGCCCUGAACUGGAGCCAAUGGACCUCAUAAUACUAGCUAACCGCCUCUGUCUUCCCCGCCUUGUAGCUCUAACAGAGCAACAUGCCAUUGAGGAUCUGUUGCUGUUGUCCGUUAAAGGGGUGGACAUUGAUGGACAUGUGCUGGCCUAUCUGGAGAUGGCUCAGUUCCACAAUGCCAAACAGCUCUCUGCCUGGUGUCUGCAUCACAUCUGCACCAACUACAAUAGUGUUUGUCGCAAGUUUCCUAAAGACAUGAAGACCAUGCUUCCUGAAAAUCAGAAACACUUUGAGAAGCAUCGCUGGCCCCCUGUUUGGUUCCUGAAGGAGGAAGAUCGCUACCUCCGUUCUCAAAAAGAGCGAGAGCGCGAGGAAGAGAUUCUACGCAAGCAGCACACCAAACGGGGCUGGUGCUUCUGGAGACAUCCAUCCUCUUCAGCACCCCACAUUUCCUGAGGGUCUGCCUCCAUCCAUCCAGUCAAACCCCCAAUACCCCUCACCCUCAUUUCAGUCCAGAGGCAUGUAGCCAAGCCUGAGGAGCCCUGUUUUUGCUUCAGUGCGUCCGUCCCGACUGCUGGAAGCCGGGGGCCUCUUUGCCUCUGAGCUUUUGUCUUCCCUCCCUGUGCCAGGCCUUAGCGGGAUGCCGGCCGCAAGAGCUCAGAGCGUGCGUGUCAUUAAACGGGAGAAGGCUUGAAGAAAGUCUUAAAUCUUUCUCACACUAAAUGUUACGUGUUCUGCCGUGCGAAUGCAACAGAUCUUGUCGGAGCAUCAUAUAGGGAACGGCAUCAUUGCAAUGACCUGCUUUCGCCUCUUAAGACUGUUAUUAUUAUACAAGACCGCACACACACACACACGCGCACACACACUCACACCAGCACACCGUCUGAGCGCUGGCGCCCGGGCACACGGAUGCUGCAUGGUGGUGCUGUGUUGAGCUUUUCUCCGUGAGACCUAUUUCUGGGAAAACCGUCAUGUCCAAUACCUACAAGCUGAAACAUAGCUUAGCUUUGAAUACAACUAGCAACUAAAAUGGCGGCAGGGAUAUAUACAUUGUUGUUGUGGUUGUUAAAAUAAAGGGGUGGUAAUUGUCCCCGCCUUCAUUAUCAGUAACAAAUUCUCCAUUUUGGAUCUUCCAUAGCCCCAUAUUGGCUCUGAAUACCAAUUGCGUUGCCUACUGAAGAACUAUUUUUCAAAUCACUUUUCCUGUCACUAACUUUGUUUAUGUGAUAGAACAGAAUGUGUGGGUAGUUCAGGUCUGUCGCUCACAAAAAGGCUCUAGGACAGCACCAAAGACCGACAGGCUAGUCUUUCAAACACAAACGCCUUACCAAAAUCUGCUGAAAUGAAAACUUGACAGCAAGUAAACUAAGAAAUUAGGGCUAUUUUUACCACUGCCAGGAGAGUAUUAAAAGUCACAGCUGUUAGAUGACAUUCUGUUCCAUUGAGUUUUGUGAAAUGACCACUAGCAAGCUCUUCAACUUGCUUGCCUUUCACCUCCACCACUGGGGGGCGCCCAUGCCUUCUGCGUUUACCCUGCUUUAGAAAGUAUUAGCUACUCAUUUGUUUGUCAAUUCCGGGUCAGGUCUUCACAUCCUUGUGAAAUACACUCGUUUUUGUAGCACUAAUUCAUUCUUGGCUAUUGGCGAACCAAAAAGUACGUUGCGCUGCAAAAAACAUGAGGCCAAGGCACUCAAGAAUGUAGGAAAAAAAAUCUAAAAAGCCUUUAUUUAACUUGCGCUGUUUCUUAUUCCUUCACAGCUCCCUUCUGUUAUUCCUCUGCUCCUCUACCUCUGCAGUUUGCCAAUCUAUCUGUCUACUUCCUGUAAUGUUUGAUGAAUUUUUUGAUGUUUGACGCUUCACUUUGCGCUUUACACAUGCAGAUAAAAUUGGUGCUCGGUCAGGAUUAGCCUGCUCAAUGUCACAGCUUUCAACCACUAACACAUUAGCUCUUUAAGGGACGGUCAUACUUGACUUUGAGCAACCACAAUUCGAUACGUCACACGCGUGCGUCUAUACAACGUAUAACAAAUAAUAAUAAAUCUAAAAUGUAAAAAUAUACAAUCUACUCCACAUUCUUUUAAAUUUUGGAAGGUCAGAGUUCACCAAAUUUGAAUUUUGGGAAGCAGUGAAACACAAAACUUGUGUCUCCAGCAUUCACAUCAGUAUGACUGGAAGUGUAGUGUGACCGCCCCUUUACACAAUUUUACCUGUUUUGACACACUUCCCGACAUAAAUAUCCCGACAUAAGCUGUAAAUCAAAAGUGUAUCUUCCUUUUUUGAUCAAAAAGCUUUCAAAAUGUCAAGCUUUUUCUUCAUGCAAGGUCUUGUGGUUAAACUGACAGUUUGGUUCCUGUUUCAGAUCAUUAGCAUCCGACUCCCUUUCGUCUGAAAACAUGAGUGCCUAUGACCAUGUUACACUUUCCCUUCUACGUUCAAGUAUUUUCCGGUGAAGCAUGUUUGUUUUGCCUGUUUCGUGCCUUUUUAACAAAAGUGUUAUUAAUAGCUACUUUGGGAGUGAAUGAGAAAUCAGUGACAUUUUAAGGUUUCUAUGCCACCCUUUUUCUAUUUCUGGCUUUGCUUCCUCAAGGCUGCACCGUGCUUUUCACACCAGACGAGCUGAAAUCAUCAACAGCUACAAAAAUAGACACGCAGAGCCAAUGCGCUCAGACAGGCCGAUCUGCUCACAAAUAAUAAAUAAAUUACAAAAGAAUAGGGAAAAGAGAGCCGUCGCUUACUAUCUAUAUGCUAUCUUUUUGACAAUCACCUGUAAGGGAACUAUUAUAGGUUCAUCCCUGUGAUUUUGCCAAGACAGACAUGUUCCUGGAUCUAUAAUCCUGGAACAACAU
Molecule: messenger RNA, 4924 nt
Organism: Pimephales promelas (fathead minnow)
Lineage: Eukaryota; Metazoa; Chordata; Actinopteri; Cypriniformes; Leuciscidae
Gene: rhobtb4
Product: Rho related BTB domain containing 4
Biological process (GO): small GTPase-mediated signal transduction
Molecular function (GO): GTPase activity; GTP binding; protein binding
Source: RefSeq, a predicted model, not a curated record